Molecule: messenger RNA, 795 nt
Organism: Salvia splendens (bonfire salvia)
Lineage: Eukaryota; Viridiplantae; Streptophyta; Magnoliopsida; Lamiales; Lamiaceae
Exons: 1
Coding region: 1-795 (264 amino acids)
Source: RefSeq, a predicted model, not a curated record
AUGGAUAGGCUAAGAAGCAUUAGAGAAGAUGCAUAUACGAGCCCUAGCUUUAACAGCUAUUCAACUGACAGAUUAGCCGAAAUCGCCGUGCAAAUCGCCGCCGAGAAGAGCGGAGACGACAACGAAAACGAUGACGAUUUCGAAUUCUCUCUGGUGCGCGAGGAUAAGGAGUUCUCCGCUGAGAAUUUCGUCUACGACGGCCCGAUCUAUCCGGUCUUCAACCGCGAUCUCCUUCUCCGCGACGGCGGCGGAGGCGGAGGCGGAGACGGAGACGAUCAGUGCGAAUCCAGUAUUAAAGUUCCGCUGAGUCAGCUCCUCCUUGAAGAUCGCCGCGGCGGAAACGAAAACAAUCCUCCGUCGUGCUCGUCGUCGGAAGCCGACGAGCUGGAGAGCGUCCCCGCCGGCACGUACUGCGUCUGGUGCCCGAAUCCGCCCGAUCUGCCGUCUCCGACGCGGUGUAAGAAGAGCAGGUCCACCGGAUCCGCGUCGACGCGGUGGAAGUUUCGAGAUCUGAUGCGGCGGAGCAAGAGCGACGGCAAGGAGAGUUUGGUAUUUCUGACGCCGAAGAACAGAGACGAGAAAUUGCCAGCGGAAAUUCCGAAGAAAUUGAAAGGAAAAGGAGGCAAUAGCUCUGGAUCCGGUGCGACGGCGCGUUCGGCGCACGAAGCGCUGUAUGUGAGGAACAGAGCGGUGAAUGAAGUCGAUAGGAAGAAAUCGUAUCUGCCUUACCGGCGAGAUCUCGUGGGAUUCUUCAUAAACGCCAACGCUCUGGCUAGAGGUUUUCCACACUUCUAG